AUGGCUUCUUCCGGUGUUUGCCAACAGCCAAGCACAUCUCUCGUCAAGGUUGAUCCGUGCUCCCAUCUCGAGCGACCUAUUGCGGAGGAGCAGAGCGAUAUUCAUGCUCAAGCUGAACUAGUCUCAACUCCGCGGUGGCAAUCGGUUCCAUCCUCGUCGCCGCCCAGCGAGGAUUCGACAGACGACAAUAACCUCGGUCGCAAGAUCGAAACUGAGAGCCUUACCUCUUCUGUUUUUGAUUUUGAGUCUGAAGGCGGACGGCAGUAUACGGCCAACAUCCCGGGUUACCCUCUACCUAAUGACGACCAAGAGCUGGAAAGAGAGCUCCAGCAGCAUAAGAUGUUUUUGGAAAUCACCGAGAACAAUUUGUUUUUCUCGUCUAUAGGAAAAAGCCCCCAGAACAUUCUCGACAUCGGGACUGGAGGAGGAUCCUGGGCACUGGACGUUGGCGAUAAAUACCCAAGCGCGGCGGUCCUGGGGAUUGACAGAACGCCGGUUCAGCCCUCUCUUGUUCCUCCAAACGUCCAAUUUUUGGUUGACGACUGUGAGAAGUCAUGGUCGGACGGAGAUGUUGACUAUGACUUUGUGCAUCUUCGAUGCAUGGUUUCGAUACUAAAAAACGUGCCGGGGGUUAUAAAGAGUGCAUUCAGAAGCCUUCGACCGGGAGGCUGGAUAGAGUUUCAAGAUUUUGCGAUCGAGCCGAAAUGUGACGACGGAACAAUGCAAGAAAACGAUGCCUUCAAGACCGUCUGUAAUCUCGCCCGCGAAGCAUACAGUGAACUCGGGUUCAACACCACGUCGACGAAGGAUCUCCGGUCGUUGCUUGAUACUGCGGGAUUUAAAAACGUGCAUUGCAAAGAGUUCAAAGUCCCCAUAGGCCCAUGGAAAGCUGAAAAGUCUAGCGAACGCCUAGGACUUCAACAAAAGGAGGCAAUGCUAGAUUUCAUCGGAACGCUAGCGGCACGCCCGUUUCGAGCACUGGGCUUUUCGGUGGAGGAGGCCGAGUUGAAGCUAUUGUCAGCUCGUCAAGCUCUUGCUGAUAAAACUGUCCAUAGAUACUUGGUUUACUACUUCUAUCAUGCGCAGAGGCCGUAG
Akanthomyces muscarius is the source of this 1095-nucleotide messenger RNA. RefSeq lists its product as uncharacterized. The transcript is spliced from 4 exons. Lineage: Eukaryota; Fungi; Ascomycota; Sordariomycetes; Hypocreales; Cordycipitaceae. Gene Ontology annotation, molecular function: methyltransferase activity. The record is from RefSeq and is a predicted model, not a curated record. The coding region runs from base 1 to 1095 and encodes 364 amino acids.